UCAAAAAUUGAGGCUUUUAAUAAAAAAUUGCAAAGUUCAAAAUGUCUCAAACGAAGUGUGAAACGAAAAAGUGGGAAGAAAAGUAAUGAAUUAUUUUCAACAGGAAAAAGUACAGAUGCCCCUCUUGCACAGCAAAAUGCAUCAGAGACAAAGGAUAAAGAAACAGAAACAUAUCUCUCUGCUGAAGAUUUAAGUACAAAAUUGAAAGGCAUGUAUAACACAGCUUUGCUGUCUGAUGUUUCAAUUAUACAAUUAGCAAAAAGAAUAAUAAAAAGUGCAUCUUAUUUCUUUCAGGAGAAAAGCAUAAUAUCGUAUGAAGAAGACAUGUUGAAUUUUAUGAAAGCUAAUUUUUUCACCACCAUUCAAAAAAUUACUGAGAAAUACAAUGUGGAGCAGAUGGAGGAUUCAACUGCAAAAAUUAAAGAGUGUCAAAUGCAAAUUUUAUUAGCUCUUGAAAUGGAAAUGCUUAUACCAACAGUCGAUGGAUCAGAUUGUGCCUCUACUGUAACUUCUUUUCUUCGAGUCAUAUCAUUUUACAUUGGUGCUUCAGAGCUUAAUAUAUUUCUCUUUGAAACUAUUAAAGAAAAUUACAUGCAUAAUUUACCUCAUGUACUGGUUUUGAUUGGGGAUCAGUUGGAUAUUCCAAUAAUAAGAGAAGAUGAUUCUGAUGAAAGUGCUUCAUCAGAAGUUAUUAUCGACUCAGAGUUAUUCGGUUCGGUUGCUUCUACAACUGCAUCUGUUAAUUCAAUGUCAAGUACUUCUAGUCGGAAAGGAAUAAGUACUUUAAUCCGUCAUCGUAGUGAUAUAGCCGAUUCUAAAAAGAGUCGACAAAUCCUACUGCCUGGUACUUCUCCCAAAAAGAAGAAGAAGGUUAAAUCAAAGCAAGCCUCAAGUCAAAAGAAACCAGUUCGACAUUCGCCUCGACUAUCAUCGAAGAAACUAAAGCACCUCAGGGCUGAAAAGGAAAGAACAGCUAGAGCUUGUAGAAAUUUAUUUCCUGCAGGAAAGGUGUUGCAGACACCAAAGAAAAGCAAACCCUCUUCAAAUCAGGAUGUGAAACUGCGGGGCUCACCUCGAACUAAUCAACAAGGGAAAAGCUUCAUUGCUGAAACACCAGCUCAUAAACGACGUAGGUCUCUCAAAUCUUCCAGUUCAGAUCUUCAGUCUCCCAGAUCUUCUAAAAGCCAAAUAAAAUCAUCAUUGAAAAAAAAAAUAUCACAAGGGGACAACUCUGUGGCGGAGGAUUCUGCAAUUGACUUGGUAUCAAAAACGUCUCUUGUUGAAAUAAUUUCGCCAGAUCCAAAAGCUUUUAAGCUAGAAGAAAUCCCUGCGAGUACUUCAAAUAAAAGUUCAAACAGUCUCGAAUUAUUACAAACUCUACACAGAAGAAAAUCUGUUCCCACCAAAUAUGGAAUGGUGCCAUCCAAAGUUCUUGACUCGGGGGAUCAGAGCUUUGUUCAUUACACUCCUGAAAGCAAAAGAAGACUUUCUCUAAAACUCUUUUCCAAGGUUCUUACUAGUCCAACUGCACGAAUGGGCUUGAAAAGGUGUAGCAAGAGAUUAUUUGAUCAAAUGUCACCUCAAAAAGAAAGAGAGGCUAAAAAACUUAAACAGUGUGAUCAAGGCCACAGUUCAACACAUAAAUCUUAAUUAUAUUAAAAUUAAAGAGAAUUUCUUGUUAACCUAAAAGUGUG
Messenger RNA from Uloborus diversus, 1694 nucleotides. RefSeq lists its product as uncharacterized. The transcript has 12 exons. The record is from RefSeq and is a predicted model, not a curated record. Gene Ontology annotation, biological process: response to ionizing radiation; regulation of DNA-templated DNA replication initiation; DNA replication. Bases 211 to 1650 code for a protein of 479 amino acids. Gene Ontology annotation, cellular component: nucleus. NCBI's taxonomy places the organism in Eukaryota, Metazoa, Arthropoda, Arachnida, Araneae, Uloboridae. Gene Ontology annotation, molecular function: chromatin binding.